Messenger RNA from Parnassius apollo (apollo), 1209 nucleotides. NCBI's taxonomy places the organism in Eukaryota, Metazoa, Arthropoda, Insecta, Lepidoptera, Papilionidae. The record is from the annotation of a GenBank genome assembly.
AUGGAAGUGGUCCCCCGAAUAAUCGCAACAGCUGAUCAUGCAAAGAAACAAAUAAUCGACAAUCAAUGGAGGAGUUUGCCAAAUGCACAAGCUCGUCAUCCUAAAGGGUUGAAUGAAAUUAGUGAGCCAGAUAAGUUUUGGGCUCAAUUACUGAAAACUGAAGACUUUUCCGAGCUAGCUCAUUUUGCCCUAUCUACACUGUCCCUACCCCAUGCGAAUGCUGACUGCGAGCGGGUUUUUAGUAAAAUCAAUUUAAUAAAGACAGAAAUACGAAACCGGCUAACUGUGGAAACAGUGAACGGCACACUUCUUGCUGCAGAGAGCGCAAAGGGUUCAACUCGUACUGGAAACUGCGUCAAUUUUGAGCCCACAAAAGAAAUGUAUAGUCGCAUGACAAAAGAUAAAAUAUACGGCAGAAAAAACGAUGACAGUGAGGAUGUUCCUGACAUAAUAUUUGGAGAGGAGAUAUUUCCUGCUGAUCCUGUCAUUUGUGACCGUUGGACUGCUAAAGUACGACUUAGUCGAGAAGAAAGUUGGUGGAACCCAAGAGAACGCAGUGUUAUAUGUUCCAAUCAUUUCAAUGAGAGCGACUUGUACUUUACAAAAGGUGGUUUAAAAAGAUUGUGUAAGGGAGCUGUACCACAGAACGCGUUGUUUUUAUCUUCGACAUUGCCGGACAACAUUUCUCACAAAAGUACGGUGACUGCAGAACCAAGCACUGCUCCAGUUGUCAAUUCUAACAACAGUGCAGUAACUGCAGAACCAAGCACAUCAGCUCCAGUUGUCAAUUCUAACAGCAGUGUGCUAACUGUAGAACCUAGCACAUCAGUUUCAGCUGUCGAAGGAAUCAUUCUAACUACUGGUCUUGCGCCGCCACUGCCUCUGGGAAAUCUGGACAGGACUGAAGUUUCACUUGGCGACUCUGAACAGCCUACUGAUUCCAAGAGAUUUAUACUUGACCAAUGGGGGACCGAGGGCACGAUGGUUAAAAUCUUGCAAAAUAUAAAGGAGGGGUCAAGACCGAUUACUAUCAAUAACCUAGUAAUGAAGGAACCAACACUACAAGGAAAAAGUAAUAUAAUAGCAGCGCGCUGUUUUUCUUCCGUACUCCAAUUGAAGCAAUGGGGCUUCAACCAAGUGUGUAAAGAUCCACAAACUAUGGAAAUUACAGACAUAUUUUUGGGACUGAAAUUUGAUACAUUAAUGUGA